Molecule: messenger RNA, 981 nt
Organism: Vicia faba (fava bean)
Lineage: Eukaryota; Viridiplantae; Streptophyta; Magnoliopsida; Fabales; Fabaceae
Source: the annotation of a GenBank genome assembly
AUGGGUGAGGAAGCAAAACAGGAGGAACAACCAAAGGUUGAGGUGAAGCAAGAGGAGAAGAAAGAAGAAAAGUCUGAAGAAAAGCAAGUAGAAGAAAAGAAGGAGGAAAGCAAUAAAGAGGAAAAGCAAGAAGAAGAGAAAAAGGAAGAGCCAAAACCACCAUCACCAUGUGUGCUUUUUGUGGACUUGCAUUGUGUAGGAUGUGCCAAGAAGAUUCAAAGAUCUAUUAUGAAAAUGAGAGGAGUUGAAGGAGUGGUAAUUGACAUGGCUAAAAAUGAAGUUACUAUAAAGGGUAUAGUUGAGCCUCAAGCUAUAUGUAAUACAAUUAUAAAGAAAACAAAGAGAAGAGCAAGUGUUAUAUCUCCAUUGCCUCCAGCAGAAGGAGAACCUAUUCCAGAAGUUGUUAAUUCUCAGGUUAGUGGACCGGAAACAGUGGAACUUAAUGUGAACAUGCAUUGUGAGGCUUGUGCUGAGCAACUCAAGAGAAAGAUACUCCAAAUGAGAGGAGUUCAAACAGCAGUGACAGAGUUUAGCACUGGGAAAAUAAUAGUGACAGGAACAAUGGAUGCAAACAAGCUAGUUGAAUAUGUCUAUAGAAGAACCAAAAAACAAGCAAAAAUUGUUCCUCAACCAGAACCUGAGCCAGAAAAGAAAGAAGAAGAAACCAAAAAAGAAGAAGAAGCUAAACCCGUAGCAUCAGAAGAAGCUAAAGCAGAAGAGAAUAAGAAAGAAGAGAAAGAAAAGAAAGAAGAGGGGGGUGAGAAUAGUAAAAAUGAGAAGAAUAAAGAAGAAAAGGGAGGUGAAGAAAGCAAAGAAGAAGCAAAGAAAGAAGAGAAUAAUGGAGCUAUGGUUAAUAUUGAUGAAGAAGGAAUGAAGAGAAUGAUGUAUUAUUAUCAGUAUCCUCCACUUUAUGUCAUUGAACGUAUUCCCCCACCUCAAUUAUUCAGUGAUGAAAAUCCAAAUGCAUGUUGCAUUUCUUAG